CACACUUCCACACCGUUUCUCUUGCUCUCUGAAAAUGGAGCAAGAAACCAGGACACCCGGAUCCGAACCCGAAAUAGAACGCUUUCUCAGACAAGCUUUUCAGGACCUAAGGUUCCGGGAUUUCUCCUCUGCCCGCAAAUAUGCCCUCCAGGUUCCAGAUUUUGACCCGACCCGACUAGAACCGGCUCAAAUCGUCGCCGUCGCCGACGUUAUGCUAGCGGCGGAACGCCGCUUCCCGAAUGGUAGCCUUGACUGGUACUCCGUACUCCAGCUCGAUCAGGUGCGUCUCGAUUCUAAUACCCAGACACCCAUGCAAACCCAGUUUGAGAAGCUGUCGUCCCUCUUAAACCCCAAGAGGAAUCGGUUUCCAUUUUCUCAACAGGCCUUCAAGCAUGUUUGUGAUGCAUGGUCUGUGUUGUCGAAUCGCAUAAAGAAAGCCCAAUACGACCAUGAUAUCGAAACUUAUAAACAAAAGACGAAAAGCUUUUGGACUGUAUGUCCCUACUGCUAUUAUAUGUAUGAAUAUGAGAAAAUGUACGAGGAGUGUUGCUUGAGGUGCCAGAUAUGUAGGAGGGCAUUUCAUGGCGUGGCGGUGCAACCGCCGCAGAAUGUUUUGCAGGAAGGGGAGGAAUACUAUUGUGGGUUUGGGAAAUUCCCUUUGGCAUAUAAAAAUGGCGGGUUCUCUGAGAAAGAAAAUAGUGUUGGCGGAGGUGAUGGUGUUUCCAUGGGAGACAAGAAAGAGGAUGGUUCUGGAGGACUCAAGCGCAAUUUUGAAAACUUUGUGGAGUUUUGUGAUGAUGAUAGUGAUGACAAUGCUGGCAAUGAAGAGAAUAAGAAAGGAGAUGCAGUGAAGGGAAUGGGUGAGAACGUUGAGGAAAAUGUGGGACUUGGUAAGAUGGGAUGUAAUGUACAGGAGAGUGGGAAAACAGAGGUGAGAAAUGAAGGAAAAAUGCCAAUGAGGAGGGUGAAGUCGGUGGUGAGGAAUUCGAAGAAGAUGAUGGGGAGAGGGAUCAAGCGUAGGAUAAUUGAGUCACCGGAUGUUUUGGGAGGAAAAGAAAUGCAUGUGGGAUUUGGAGGAGCUGUUGAAGAAGAUGACCAUUGAAGGGUAACAUCAAGUAGAAGUGAGUUUUGAGGGUCGCCUUAAUAGUUUUUUGUGGGGGAUAAUGAUAUCCAUGUUGGUUUCUAGAAUUCUUCUCCAUGGAAGUUAUUGGAGGGGAUCAGUAUGUCUUUUUGUUUCCUCCCUUUCCUGUUUAGGUAUGACAGUUAGCAAAUAGCAACUGAGGUUUGGAGCAGUGGAACUCAUUUUGUCUAGGUAGUUCAAACUUCAGACAUUAGAUGGUAUAGCAAAGAGCAGCUUGCCAGCUAGAGGUUUUUCUGUAAAUGGGUACCUCAUAGUUGAAAUGGAAUCUCAAAUUUACGGUA
Tripterygium wilfordii is the source of this 1422-nucleotide messenger RNA. RefSeq lists its product as uncharacterized. The record is from RefSeq and is a predicted model, not a curated record. NCBI's taxonomy places the organism in Eukaryota, Viridiplantae, Streptophyta, Magnoliopsida, Celastrales, Celastraceae. The transcript has a single exon. The coding region runs from base 35 to 1102 and encodes 355 amino acids.